UUCACCUUCUCCAAAAUGUAAUUCUAUUUUUUCCCCUUCCUUGUCUCCUUUAUUCCUCUCCCUCCGUCUCUCUUUCUCUCUCUCUCUCUCUCUUUCGCACCCUGCUCAGCUUACACACACACACACACACACACACACACACACACACACGGGUUUGUGGGCCAACGUGUCUUUAAGUGGGUAUUAAAAGAAGCACCUUCUCGGAAGUCGCUCAGUCGCUCUUCUGGCAUUUGAGAAAGAGGCAGCCUCUGCGCUCCCCUCCUCGAUCUGCUGGUUGAUUUUUCUAAAAACUUAUUUUUCCUAUUAAACAUUUCUUUCCUUUUUCCUUUUUUCCUUUUCUGUUUUUUAGCUUGGCUGAGGCCGGAAAGAUUCCCUCUUCCCACCCACCUACUCCCCCAAAAACAGGGGGAACUCCUCUCCAAAAUUAAUUCGGGGUGAUUUAUUUCGGGUUUUUUUUUGCUUGAAAGUUGGAGAGAGACGCCGGGGAAUAAUCUGCGAGAGACGGAAACGCAGCUACCUGUUGAGGCUAAUUUUUUAUUUUAUUUUCAAGGGGUGGCGUAGGUUUUUUUUUCCGGCUACCCCGCGCGCUGAAGGAGAGAAAAAAAUAUUGCAAUUCUUGCGUUCUUCUUAUUUUUAUUAUCCGCCUGACUUUUCUCCGACUUGCAUUUAAAAAAAAACACACACACAACUUUCCCAGGCGACAAAAAUGUUCUUCCUAGGAUAUUUGCUGUUUAUUGGCGGAUUGACCCGGGUUCUUUCGAGUUAUCCCAUCUGGUGGUCUUUGGCUAUCGGUCAUCAGUAUUCCUCGUUGGGAACCCAGCCCAUUCUCUGUGGGAGCAUUCCUGGUCUAGUGCCCAAGCAGCUUCGAUUCUGCAGGAACUAUGUGCAGAUUAUGCCCAGCGUGGCCGAAGGAGUGAAGAUUGGCAUUCAGGAAUGCCAGCACCAGUUUCGUGGAAGGAGAUGGAACUGUACCACCGUCAAUGAUAGCUUGGCCAUCUUUGGACCGGUGUUAGACAAAGCCACCCGGGAAUCGGCCUUCGUCCAUGCCAUCGCGUCGGCUGGAGUGGCUUUCGCCGUCACCCGAUCCUGUGCGGAAGGAUCCUCCACGAUCUGCGGCUGCGACAACCGUCACAAAGGUCCCCCUGGAGAAGGGUGGAAGUGGGGUGGAUGCAGUGAGGACGUGGAGUUCGGCAGCAUGGUGUCACGGGAGUUUGCAGAUGCACGAGAGAACCGUCCGGACGCUCGCUCGGCCAUGAACAGACACAACAACGAAGCAGGACGGACGUCCAUCAUAGACCACAUGCAUCUCAAAUGCAAGUGCCACGGGCUGUCUGGCAGCUGUGAGGUCAAAACCUGCUGGUGGUCUCAACCAGACUUCCGGGUCAUCGGCGACUACCUUAAGGAUAAGUACGACAGUGCUUCUGAGAUGGUGGUGGAGAAACACCGAGAAUCCCGCGGCUGGGUCGAAACCCUGCGCCCCAAAUAUAACUUCUUCAAAGCGCCUACGGAGCGAGAUCUGGUCUACUAUGAAAACUCCCCCAAUUUUUGCGAGCCCAACCCUGAAACCGGCUCAUUCGGGACCCGCGACCGAGUUUGCAACAUCACCUCCCACGGCAUCGAUGGCUGCGACCUGCUGUGUUGCGGCCGCGGACACAACACGAGGACUGAGAAGAGGAAGGAGAAGUGCCACUGUAUCUUCCACUGGUGCUGCUACGUCAGCUGCCAGGAAUGUAUAAGGAUCUACGACGUUCACACGUGCAAGUAAAAAUGGAAUAACCUGCUCCAUCAUAGGAGAUGAACCAGAAGGAACAUUUUUUUUUUAGUUGGGGGAGAAAAAAAACGACUUCUUGAGAGUGAGUGAAGACAAACGGAGAGAGAGAGAGGGAACAAGUUAAAAUGGGUGGACUAGGAUAGGUCUAAUGUCUUCUGGGUGGCCACACCUGGAAGUUAACUUUGCAAUGCCGUCAACGAGAGAAACGAACAAACGGGUCGUUCACUCUCACUACCGCUCUACAGAGAAGAGAUGGUGAUUUCUUUAACUAGACAUAGAAUUGGGUCAGGGGGUGCUCUGUAGUUGUCUUCUGGGGGUGUCACCCCUUCCUUCUUUGAAACCACAAGUCAUCGGAUCUGUAGGUGAAUUCUGAACUCGGAAGACGAUUCUACGCGAGGAUCCUCGUGUUACAGCACCAAGCGUAAACCGGGACUUUAACUGUUGUAUAGGAUUGAAAACGGUCCACAGGUGAUGGUUUAUCAAAGAUCUCCCGUAACUACUUGAGGGGAACUAAAAGGAUCUGAAGAGACCCUUUGCUCUGUGGAUGGGCCGUGUGUGUGGUCUCCCAAACUGGAUGAUAACGGUGUCUUGUACCAUUACGGGAGGUGAUGUUUCCACCACACUUUGAGGAGACAAUCGUGCUCGUGCAGCAUGUUGGACAAAAGACACACACACACACACACAGACACAGGCUGUGGGUCAAGUAGGACUCUCUUAUGCUGCCUGGAAUCGGUCUCGAGGACAUUUGUUUUUUUCUCGUUCAGGCUGUGAGAAAUCGUCUCGUCGCGCUGGGCUCGUUAGCUACGCUUGGACAAUGCGGAUCCAAUAAAUGGUUCUCUUGUGAUCGAUGCCUUAUUGUAUGGUUAGCCAACAAAUAUUGUAUUGCAAUGAUAGAGAGAAGGAGAAACUGGAUCCUUCUCUCUGAAUAGUCUUCAUCUUUAUUUGAGCCAUGCAAGACAUGAAAUAAAAUGUUGAAUCCAUGGACA
Molecule: messenger RNA, 2757 nt
Organism: Pantherophis guttatus
Lineage: Eukaryota; Metazoa; Chordata; Lepidosauria; Squamata; Colubridae
Gene: WNT3A
Product: Wnt family member 3A
Biological process (GO): neuron differentiation; multicellular organism development; cell fate commitment
Cellular component (GO): extracellular region
Molecular function (GO): cytokine activity; frizzled binding
Source: RefSeq, a predicted model, not a curated record